Molecule: messenger RNA, 1449 nt
Organism: Helicoverpa zea (corn earworm)
Lineage: Eukaryota; Metazoa; Arthropoda; Insecta; Lepidoptera; Noctuidae
Exons: 3
Coding region: 1-1449 (482 amino acids)
Source: RefSeq, a predicted model, not a curated record
AUGCAGGGCAUCCUGGAGAAGCCAACAGUAGUGGACCCCGGUUUCUUCUCCAAAAUGUUUUUAAUAAAGAAGGCGGAUGGGGGAUUGAGACCCAUCUUCGACCUCAAGGCUUUGAACAGUCUCAAACUGGGUGGCAGAGAUCCUCAGGAAUCGAGGCAUUCGUCUUUUGGUCUAUUUGGACGACUUCCUCCUAGCUUGUCAGGACAGAUCCAAGUUAAUGGCACAAGUUGCGGAAACGUUGGCCGUCUUGGAGUCUUUGGGUUGGCACGUGAAUUACCAGAAGUCGGUGACGGAAUCAACACACAGGUUGGAAUACUUGGGCCUGGUCUGGGAUACUCAGUACCUAACAAUCGCCUUGCCCAUCAGAAAAGUAGAAGGAAUAAAAGCCUCCCUGACAAAGCUAUUAAAGCGGGACAACUGCUCGUUAAGAGAGUUGCAAAGCGUGUUGGGAAAACUAAACUUCGCCAAUUAUGCGAUUCCCCAGGGCCGUCUUCACUGUCGAAAGGCCCAACUCUUCCUGAGAAAGUUCUCCCGGAGAAACCAGAAGAGAAAAUUGAGUUCCGGAGUGCGAGAGGACUUCCGGUGGUGGUUGGAAGCAGUAGAGGGCUGUCCAAACCCGUUACUCAAGAAAGAGGUAACGCAUUUCUUGACCACAGACGCAGCGGAUGCGGGCUGGGGAGCAAGUCUAAACAGCAAGUAUCUCUCAGGCAAAUGGGCCACGAACCAAAAAGCCUGGCACUCGAACCUAAAAGAGAUGUAUGCCGUUUAUGCGGUAAUAAGGUCACAGGGGUCAUUGUUACAGAAUGCCCACAUUUUGGUUCAGACCGACAAUCGGACUCUAGUAGCGUACAUAAGGAAUCAGGGCGGGACUCGGUCCUUGAAGCUGUUAGGCCUAACAACCCAGUUGUUAGAGUUGACUUGUCGGCUGAACAUAACGAUGACAGCGUACCACCUGCCAGGAAACCUAAACGGCAUUGCAGAUUGCCUGUCAAGGGGAAAGUCAGUACCCGAGUGGCACCUGCUGCCACCAGCCACGGAGGCAGUGUUCAGACAAUGGGGGGUUCCAGAAAUAGAUCUCUUUGCUACAAGAGACACGGCAGUCGUUUCAAGGUAUGUCAGUCUAGACUCAAGGGAUGGCUCCGCAGAGUUCUGCGACGCCUUCAGCCAAACUUGGGACUUUCAGACAGCUUGGGUAUUUCCACCUCCAAGCAUGAUGCCCAGGGUUCUGGCACAUCUGAACAAGGCAAGAGGGACAUACAUUGUGAUAGCGCCACAGUGGACCCAGUGCUUUUGGUUUCCCGACCUGAAGACACGCGCGCGAGUACCCCCACUUCCCAUAGAGAACCUGAGGGAGGUGCUGCUGGACAGGACGACGCGGGACUACCUCCACCGUCAGUGGACAAGCUAGUACUUCAGGCUUGGAAAAUUGGGGGUGGGGAGAUCAAGUAA